This is a messenger RNA of Paecilomyces variotii, 1260 nucleotides long. RefSeq names its product kinase-like domain-containing protein. The coding region runs from base 1 to 1260 and encodes 419 amino acids. The transcript is spliced from 2 exons. Gene Ontology annotation, biological process: spliceosomal complex assembly; regulation of mRNA processing; protein phosphorylation. Gene Ontology annotation, molecular function: protein kinase activity; ATP binding. The record is from RefSeq and is a predicted model, not a curated record. Lineage: Eukaryota; Fungi; Ascomycota; Eurotiomycetes; Eurotiales; Thermoascaceae.
AUGGAAAAUUAUGAUACUCAGCACAAAAUCGAGUACAUGCCGUAUGAGGAUGUGGAGAAGCUCGAACGGUAUCGUCCCGGAGGAUACCAUCCGGUAACUAUCGGAGAGCAGCUGGAUGGUAGAUAUUCGAUCGUCCAUAAGCUUGGUUUCGGUGCGUACUCAACGAUUUGGUUAGCACGGAACCAGAAAUCCGGAAGAUAUGUCGCUAUAAAGAUACCGGUCGCAGCACAUGAUCCUAUUGGGACGCGAGAGACUGAUAUCCUACGCCGGUUGAAUAACACAGGAUUGGAAGGGAAGGCUCAUCCCGGGGCAGCAUAUAUUCCGUCAAUUUUAGAUGUCUUUUCUCUCUCUGGGCCUAACGGCGUACACCAUUGUUAUGUAACCGAACCUGGAAUGAUGAGUCUAGCAGAAGCUAAAGAUGCCUCCUCUAUUCGCCUCUUUCAGCUGCCUGUAGCUAGGCGUAUGGCUGCCCAACUUGUCCAGGCAGUGGCAUUCCUGCAUUCCCAGGGUAUUGUUCACGGUGACUUGCACGAUGGUAACGUCUUAGUUCGUCUACCUGGAAGCAUGGAUUCUCUCUCGCCGGAACAGCUUUACGAAAAGUAUGGAUCUCCUCAAUAUGAGCCGGUCGCGCGUCUAGACAAGUGUCAACUUCCCCAGGGGGUCCCUAAAAAUGUUAUUGUGCCUAUUCGGCUAGGGAAGGAAAGCGAGCUUGUUACCUUAUCAGAAGCUCAAAUUAUCCUUACUGACUUUGGCGAGUCUUUCAUGCCAGCUGCUAUAGAGCAGCCUUACUCCAAUGCACCAGAAGUUUUGACCCCACCAGAGGUCUACUUCGAAGAACGAAAGUCUUUUCCUGCUGAUAUCUGGACACUUGCGUGCACGAUUUGGGCCAUUAUAGCUCAAUGCCCGCUUUUCGAGGGAUACAAUCCGUCAGCCGACUGGGUAAUAAAAGAACAAGUUGAUUGCCUUGGAAAGCUACCAGCGCCGUGGUGGUCGAAGUGGGAUGCUCGUGCAAAAUGGUUCAACGAGGAUGGGACAAGGAAAAUCGAGGCACAUUCGCGGCCAUUGGAGCGCCGAUUUAAUGAUUCGGUGCGGCUGCCAAGGCAAGAGUUUAGGAUGCAGGAGGUGGAUGAGAUUGAGAAGGCUGCUUUGCUCAGCAUGUUAAGGGCUAUGCUUGCGUUUAAACCUGAGGAGAGGCCAACUGCGGACGAAGUUUUGAACUGCGAAUGGAUGCAGAAGUGGGCUCUUCGUGAGUUUGCCUAA